AUGAAGUUCUUCACCACCGCUCUUGUCUCCGCCGCUGCCGUCUCGGCCUCUUCUGUCUUUGAGGUCAAGGACUUCUCUGCCGACUGCAUUCCUCACAGCUCUCAGUGCCGAUAUGCUUUCCACGUAAUCCAGCCCGGCACCAUGGAGACAUGGGAGAACCCUGUCCACUGCGUUGCCCUGGUUCAGUCCAACGACGGUCUCCUGCCCAACGUCAAGGGUGCUGGUUGCGACGAGUCAUCCCGAACCUUCGAUAUUACGCGUGGCAAGAAGGGUCUAACCUUCACUGUCUCUCAGCCCGUCACACCCUCCAGUAACCAGACUGGCAAGCACUUCAUUCCCAACAAGGAGUUAUGGGUCUCUAAGAAGCCUAAUGCCGAGGUUCAAGCCUACAAGGGCCCUGAGGAGUUUAGCCUCAACUACUAA
This is a messenger RNA of Fusarium venenatum, 423 nucleotides long. RefSeq lists its product as uncharacterized. The record is from RefSeq and is a predicted model, not a curated record. Lineage: Eukaryota; Fungi; Ascomycota; Sordariomycetes; Hypocreales; Nectriaceae.